AGCAUCUAAAAACAUUUGCCUUGUAAUCAAAGACUCAUGAUAUCCAGCUCUGAAGAUGAACAUUAAAAUCAAUGAACAGAACAGAGCAUUCCCCACCCUUUGAACCUUCUAUUCCAAUUCAAGCAUAAAACUGCAAAUUGGGAGGUUACCCCAGUCUGCAAGACAAAGCAAGGACUAAUAAAAUCCCCUAUAGUGAACCAUUUCUUCUAAAAAACAAUUGAAAAGUAGAAGAAAUCAGGAACAACAACAAAAAAUAAAAGGUUUUAUUGGGAUUAGAAGGUAAGAGAUCUGUCCUGUCUGGAUUAAACCCCGACAAAACCGAAGUGGGUCAGACUGUUAACGGCUUUUUUAUUAGCCUGAAGAGUGAAGAGGUUUGAUUGGUUGGUUGAGUUAGUUAGGUCCCGCGCUUUUCUUAGACUCCACUUUCAAAGCUCUCUCCCAAACAAAGGGUGCGCCUGCGAUUUAUAAAUGAGGCGGCUUUCCAUUUGCUGCUUCACAACUCGAAAGCACAAGCAUUCUCCUCAGAGAUUCGGAGAAACAAUGGAGAACCCACAGAUGAAGUCUGACAACGCCAACGCUGAGAACUUGAACCAAAACAUGAUCAGUCCAAUUGGUAAUCCUGCUGCUAAUAUCGUAGUAAAUCAUGACUUCUCCAAUGGGCUACACUCUUGGCAUCCCAAUUGCUGCAAUGGCUUUGUAGUAUCUGCUGAGUCUGGCAACCCAGGUGGAUUGUCAGCAAAGUCAGGUGGUAAUUAUGCAGUUGUUACAAAUCGCACGGAAUGCUGGCAGGGCCUGGAGCAAGAUAUCACGGGUAGAAUUUCACCAGGUUCCACAUACUCAGUUUCUGCUUGUGUUGGAGUGUCAGGGCCUCUUUCAGGGUCUACUGAUGUCUUGGCAACUUUGAAGCUGGAAAACCAGGGCUCAGCAACUAGCUAUCUCUUCAUUGGAAAAACCUCUGUGUCAAAGGAGAGGUGGGGAAUGGUGGAAGGUACAUUCUCAUUAUCAACCAUGCCUGAACGGCUUGUAUUUUAUUUGGAAGGGCCUCCUUCUGGUGUUGAGCUGCUUAUAGAUUCAGUGGUCAUCACCUGCUCCAGUUCAAGCAAGUCUGAGAGUUCAAGCAUAAGGUGGGACAUUGCUGGAGAUGAGAAUGUUGUCAUAAACCCUCAAUUCGAAGAUGGCCUCAACAACUGGUCUGGAAGAGGCUGCAAGGUUGUUUUACAUGAUUCUAUGGCAGAUGGGAAGAUAGUCCCGCAAUUGGGAAAAGUUUUUGCAUCUGCGACAGAGCGCACACAGAGUUGGAAUGGGAUCCAGCAAGAGAUUACCAGAAGAGUGCAGCGAAAGCUUGCUUAUAAUGUAGCAGCUGUGGUACGGAUAUUUGGUAACAAUGUGAUGACUGCUACUGUACAGGCCACAUUAUGGGUCCAAACACCAGAUCGCCGAGAACAGUACAUUGUAAUUGCCAAUGUGCAGGCAACCGACAAGGAUUGGGUGCAAUUGCAGGGAAAGUUCCUUCUAAAUGGUUCCCCAUCAAGAGUAGUCAUCUAUUUAGAAGGUCCACCACCAGGUACCGACAUCCUUGUCAAUGCCUUAGCUGUAAAGCAUGCUGAGAAAGUCCCUCCUUCAUCUCCUCCAGUUAUUGAGGAUCCUAAUUUUGGAGUUAAUAUAAUUACAAACAGCCAACUAAAUGACGGCACCAAUGGAUGGUUUCCUCUUGGUAACUGCAAUUUGAGUGUUGGAACAGGCUCACCACAUAUACUCCCUCCAAUGGCAAGAGCUUCCCUUGGUGCCCAUGAACCUUUAAGUGGCCUGUAUAUCCUUGUGAAAAAUCGCACACAGACUUGGAUGGGCCCAGCUCAGAUGAUAACUGAUAAGCUGAAACUUUUCUUGACAUAUCAAGUAUCUGCUUGGGUUCGAAUUGGUUCUGGAGCAAGUGGUCCUCAAAAUGUGAAUGUUGCACUUGGCGUGGACAGCCAGUGGGUAAAUGGUGGACAAGUUGAGAUUAAUGAUGAUAGAUGGCAUGAAAUUGGUGGUUCCUUUAGGAUUGAGAAGCAACCAUCCAAGGUUAUGGUUUAUAUCCAGGGUCCAGCUGCAGGUGUUGAUUUAAUGGUAGCUGGACUUCAGAUUUUCCCUGUUGAUCGGGCGGCCAGGUUAAAAUAUUUGAGGAGACAAACUGAUAAGAUCCGAAAGCGUGAUGUCAUCCUCAAAUUCUCAGGAGCAGGUUCAAGCAGUUUGUUGGGCACCUUUGUGAAAGUCAUACAGGCACAAAAUAGUUUUCCCAUAGGGUCUUGCAUUAACAGAACAAAUAUAGACAAUGAAGAUUUUGUUGAUUUCUUCGUGAAAAAUUUUAACUGGGCAGUGUUUGGAAAUGAAUUGAAGUGGUAUUGGACAGAACCACAGCAAGGAAAUUUCAACUACAAAGAUGCUGAUGAUAUGUUGGCUUUGUGUCAAAACCAUAAAAUAGAAACCCGAGGUCAUUGUAUUUUCUGGGAAGUACAGGCCACUGUCCAGCAAUGGAUUCAAGCACUGAACAAAAACGACUUGAUGACAGCUGUUCAAAAUCGUCUAACAGGCCUUCUCACCCGUUACAAGGGAAAGUUCAGGCACUAUGAUGUGAACAAUGAGAUGAUGCAUGGGUCAUUUUAUCAAGAUCGAUUGGGCAAAGAUAUCCGAGCAAACAUGUUUAAGAAUGCAAAUCAGCUAGAUCCAUCUGCGACUUUAUUUGUGAAUGAUUAUCAUGUUGAAGAUGGAUGUGACACCAGAUCAUCUCCCGAAAAUUAUAUUGAACACAUUCUUGAUUUGCAGGAGCAAGGUGCACCUGUGGGAGGAAUUGGAAUUCAAGGACAUAUCGAUAGUCCUGUGGGACCAGUUGUGUGUUCUGCUCUAGAUAAAUUAGGUAUCCUUGGCCUUCCUAUCUGGUUUACUGAGCUUGAUGUGUCUUCUGUCAAUGAAUACAUUAGAGGGGAGGAUUUGGAAGUCAUGCUUAGGGAAGCUUUUGCCCAUCCUGCUGUGGAGGGUGUAAUGCUGUGGGGAUUCUGGGAAUUGUUCAUGAGCCGGAACGAUGCACAUUUGGUCAAUGCAGAAGGUGAAAUCAAUGAAACUGGUAAACGAUUUCUUGCUCUUAAACAUGAGUGGUUGUCUCAUGCUCAUGGACAUAUAGAUGAACAAGGACAGUUUGAAUUCAGAGGCUUCCAUGGGACAUACGUUGUGGAAGUCGUGACUGCCUCCAAGAAGAGUUCAAAAACUUUUGUUGUUGACAAGGGUGACUCCCCACUGAUCGUGUCCAUAGCUUUGUGAAUUCUCCGUGGCUGCUUUGAACCUAAUAAAAGGAGGUAAUAUGAAUGUCUCUCUCCAUGCAUCAUCAAUUAUUUCUGUAAAACGAAAGAAUAUACAUCAUACAGAGCUUGUGAUUGUGAUUAUCAAUUAUAUGGUUUGUUUGCAGAAGAAAAUUUGAGUUGUUAUCCAUUGUAAAAUACAAUUAAAGAAAUAAAAGUAUGAUCUUUUUCUU
This is a messenger RNA of Theobroma cacao (cacao), 3505 nucleotides long. RefSeq names its product endo-1,4-beta-xylanase 1. Gene Ontology annotation, molecular function: hydrolase activity, hydrolyzing O-glycosyl compounds. The record is from RefSeq and is a predicted model, not a curated record. Lineage: Eukaryota; Viridiplantae; Streptophyta; Magnoliopsida; Malvales; Malvaceae. Gene Ontology annotation, biological process: carbohydrate metabolic process.